AUGGUACAGCUUUGUCCCAGACCUCACGAGCAAAAACCUGCUGCAUCCAAUUCUGCGCAAGGCCACAAGCGGAAAGAGUCCCUGUUGCAGCAGCCAAAUGGGACAGAUGCCGCUAUACGCCAACCUCCUACCCUUACACAAAUUUUAGAGAAGGACGAUGGGCCCCCAGAACCCUCCGUGGCCAGGCGGGCCUGCUCGUUUUCCGAUCUCCGGCACCUCUCUGGCGCCCACGACCCUGUCGUGCGCUUGGCGCGUAGAACGGCGUUGAGGAAGCCUGAGCAACGGAACUGGGAUGCCCUAGACCUUCCAAAAUCUGCGCAACGGGAUGAGCUUGCUAUACUACCGAUCCUCGACACGAGCACGGCUCAAUUGCUACAAGAAAGCAGGAGGGACUACAGCUUAUAUCGUGAUCAGUUGACGUUGGCAGAGAACCACCUUGAUUCUCUCAUCCAGGAUGCCAACAAAAGCCUCGCUCUUCUCACCACCCUCUCGACGUCCUUUGAGUCCGUCGAAGCACAAACUACGUCCUUCCAGGCUCGCUGCGAUGACCUCCUCAAGGACCAGUCUCGACUAGAAACCCUAGCGAGCGACGUAGGGACCAGUCUUUACUAUUACGCCUAUCUCGAUAAUGUUAGCAGACGCCUCAACGCGCCCGGCGCGAGUCGAUUAGCGGAGCAUGAAGACCUCGCAGAAGUGCUCGAUCAUCUAGAGAGCUGCAUAGAGUUCAUGACAGAACAUCCCAACUAUAGAGAUGCCGAAUCCUACUUGGCUCGGUACGAGGCUCUUUUAACGAAAGCAUUACAUCUUCUAGAGGUUGGGUUUUCUAAGCAUCUGGAGUCCGUUUCGCAAGACAUAGCGCGACAGCUCGGUUCCACACAAUCCGAAUCCACCAUAUAUGCUUUAGUAUAUGGUCGGUUUGAAGAAAUGGUGCUAGAUUCGUAUUCACUGAUCCCCAACGUCCGUAAAGUUAUUUCGAAGGUUUAUGAGGAAGACGGAAGGCCCAAGACCGGGACGGCCUCCGAGAUCUAUUUGAAUACGGCCAAGAAUAUCUUCCACUCCUAUCUUACGACCCGCGAUCGCGAUCUUCGGUUAUCCGCGCAGCGAGAGGUGGAGGCCUUUGAGAAGGAAGCCAAAACCCCUUCAAUAGAGACGGCUUGUCGUACCUAUACCAAGCAGUGUCUCGAAGGAGCUUACAACGAAGAUAACUUAUUGAACGCGAUAUUCGCGAUCGAUCCACUUCCGAGCACAUCCAGCGAGUCCGCCUUCCACGCCCUGCGAUCAGGGCAAAGGUGGUUGAUAACCCCUGCCAACCUCAAGCCCCUUGCCACUAGUGUGCAGGCGGCAUUCCAAACCACGGAGCUGCGGAUCUUGUGCAACUACUAUACGGCGUCGCUACUCUCGGAUUACUUGUGGGCUUUUGUGGAUUCUCGCUUCGAGGCGGAGACUACGGCGUCGAUUGCAAAGGCGGAAGUUCCAGCAACAACAGAAAAUGCCCACCAGGUCCUCAAGGUCGCGAUUGAGCUUCUUGCUAUGUUUGAUCAGUGCAUGCCAAAGGAGCGCUGUCAACAAAACAGUCCAGUUGUGUUCAAGAUUGUUCGCGAAACUAUCAAUGUGCUGCAGCGUGUUGAAGCAAAGAUCAAGGGCGGCAAGUCAGGGCUCGAUGCUGACUUGUUCAUGAUCAAGAACCUUCUCGUCCUCAAGAAUGAGCUCGUGUCUCUCGAAAUUGGAGACAUCCGUAGCGAAACAGCGCCCCUGCAGCAUUUCAGCCGGGUAUGGGAAACAGUGAGCCCUGGUAACUGGCUAGGCUUCUUCGGCAAUAUUGUAGGCGCGGGAUCCCUGUGGUCUCGUGGCGCGCCUGUAGUAACGGCCAAGACGCUCACGGUUGAGGACAUGAGUGAGCAGCUUGAUGAGCUACUUCGGCAGUCUAUCUACGCCUUCGCAAGGCAGUGGGCAGCGCAACUUAAUGCCGCUUCCAGCCGCGCGGCCGGCGCGCGCCCGAUCGGCAAGGUCCAGCAGGAUCUGGACCAGAAGUUGCAGGGUGUGUUUAGCGAUCAGCCCGAAGUCAGUGAGAAACUGAGAGAGGCAAUCGAUAUCAACGCGCAAGCCCUCAAUGAUGCAGAGGCCGAGAAGAAGGGAGCUAGGAGCAGGGCUGCUUUCAACAUCAAACGUCUCAUUGCCUGGCUGGGAGCCUCAUCGGCACGAAAUGUGGCGUACUAG
Messenger RNA from Parascedosporium putredinis, 2217 nucleotides. Lineage: Eukaryota; Fungi; Ascomycota; Sordariomycetes; Microascales; Microascaceae. The record is from the annotation of a GenBank genome assembly.